This is a messenger RNA of Closterium sp. Naga37s-1, 1176 nucleotides long. The record is from the annotation of a GenBank genome assembly. NCBI's taxonomy places the organism in Eukaryota, Viridiplantae, Streptophyta, Zygnematophyceae, Desmidiales, Closteriaceae.
AUGGCCUUGUGUUUCAAGCAGGGGAUAGAGGCAGUGCAGGGCGCAAGCGAGCUCCCAUGGCGGAUGGCUCGACUGCAGCACAUCUUCCACCAUGAGGGAGUUCCCACCAUCCCAUCACCUUCCAGUGCACCUGCCAUCCAUUUGAUUGCCCCAUCCCUUUCUUGUACCAUCUUGUUCCCCCAUCCCUUUCCCCCAUCUCAUUUUCCCAUCCCUUUCCCCCAUCCCAUUCCCCCGUCUCAUUCCGCCUUCCCCUUUCCCCAUGCUAUUCCCCCAUCCCAUUCGCUCCCCAUCCCGCCCACAUAUCCCCUUUUCUCAUCCUACUCCCCUAGCCCAUACCGCACGUCCCCUCGUGUGUGUUCCCUGGCAGCACCUGGACACCCUUUCACCCCAUGGGGAGGCCGUGAGAGGGAAGGCUCGGAAAACUGCCCCUACACUGCCCCUUCACUGCCCAAUCACUGCCCCUACACUGCCCUUUCACUGCCCCUUCACUGCCCCUACACUGCCCCUUCACUGCCCCUUCACUGCCUCUUCUCUGCCCCUUCACUGCCCCUUCACUGCUCCUUCACUGCCCCUUCACUGCCCCUACACUGCCCCUUCACUGCCCCUACACUGCCCCUACACUGCCCCUUCACUGCCCCUUCACUGCCCCUUCACUGCCCCUUCACUGCCCCUUCACUGCUCCUUCACUGCCCCUUCACUGCCCCUUCACUGCCCCUUCACUGCCCCUUCACUGCCCCUUCACUGCCCCUUCACUGCCCCUUCACUGCCCCUACACUACCCCUACACUGCCCCUUCACUGCUCACAACUCUCAUACGAUGCUUCCUUUCCGUGUUCCUCUCCAUCCUUGUACUUUCACCACUUCGUAUCGCCCACUGAAUGCUGCCACUAACCUCUCAGCCCCAACCCCGGCAUGCCUCCCAGCAGCCACACCCGCUCAGAGGGGGGUAGGAGUGGGCUCUGGGGGCUUAGGCGGACGUGCUGGAGGGUGCAUGAGGGGGAUGUGUGAGGCGGGGGAAAGGAGGGGGGAGCAGGGUGCGGGCAGCAUGUGGGAAAGAGAGAGGAGGGUGGGAGUGGCAGGUGGAGUGCAUGGGAUGGGCUGCAAACACAGCCAGUGCAAAGGGGACGAGAUGCAUAAGGGGCACAAUGGUAGAGGGAGCUGCAUAUCACCUGUGUGA